AUGUUUGAAGAAAAUGGUCCUUCGACGCUUCCCCCAGUCCCAUCGCAGUCCCAGACCACACCGAAACUAGAAGGACUUCUCAACAAGAACAUGAGGAUCCGCAUGACAGAUGGACGGACUCUAGUUGGACUUUUCCUUUGCACAGACAGAGACUGUAAUGUCAUACUUGGUUCAGCACAGGAAUUCCUUAAGUCUACAGACACGUUUUCUCAAGGGGAACCUCGAGUCCUUGGACUGGCUAUGAUUCCAGGGCACCAUAUAGUUUCUAUUGAAGUGGAGUCGGACAGCCUGGAAAACACAUAA
Molecule: messenger RNA, 303 nt
Organism: Knipowitschia caucasica
Lineage: Eukaryota; Metazoa; Chordata; Actinopteri; Gobiiformes; Gobiidae
Source: the annotation of a GenBank genome assembly